AUGAAGGACAGACUGAAGGUGCAGUUAAAAGCCCGAAAAUCCAUUAAUCAACAAUUACAAAGUAAGGGAGGUCCGGGCGAAGCCGUAAUAUUCUUAAACACGGGCGAUUUAAUGGAAUCUUACACUAUGGACCUUAAGUACGACGGUUUAUACCGUUCCUGGCCAUUCCUCACUACCAGGCUGAUAGUUGACAAGACCAUGAUUGCGCUUGCAGGAGUUGCGAUCCAUCAUUUGGUAUCCUUAGAGGAACACGUUGAAUGGAUCGCAAAAGAUUUUAAAUAUAGAACAUGUCGUAGUGGUAAUACUACACCAACCGAACAAAUGUCUUUUAUGCGCAAAUUUCCAGACCCACCACAAGUAAAGAAAUUGAUUCAUUAA
This is a messenger RNA of Funneliformis geosporum, 378 nucleotides long. The record is from the annotation of a GenBank genome assembly. Lineage: Eukaryota; Fungi; Glomeromycota; Glomeromycetes; Glomerales; Glomeraceae.